AUGGGCUUAAUAUUGUCAGUUGUCAAAAGUGCGCUAAGGAAGAAAAAACGCGGCAUGCCGUUUGAAAUUUCCGUGGCCCCAAUGAUAGACGUGUCCACGCCGGAGUAUCGCCGGUUCAUGCGAAUUGUGUCCCCCAGCUCGUAUGUGUUCUCUGAAAUGGUGGUGGACACGUCUCUUAUUCACAUGAGCAGCUCUGUUUUGGAGAGAAAAAUAGGGCUGCCAAGCGCCAAGUGCAUUUUGCAGAUAGGGGGGUCUGAUCCAAAACAAAUUGCGCAGGCGGUCAAAAGGGCGCAGGCGCUGGGAUAUCGCCUCUUCAACCUCAACUGCGGGUGCCCAAGCGACAGGGUGCAGAGCGGAAGCUUCGGGGCUGUCUUGAUGAAAACCCCGGAGAGAAUCGCAGAAAUUGUGCAGCGCGUGUUCUCCGAGACAGGCGUGGUGAUGAGUGUGAAGUGCCGGAUUGGGGUGGACGACGUCGAGGACUAUGCGUCCUUCAAAAAAAUGAUAGAGGUUAUUGCAAACAGCACGCCGUGCAAAACAUUCUAUGUGCAUGCGAGGAAGUGCCUUUUGAAAGGCCUCUCCCCCGCGGAAAACCGAAGAAUCCCCCCGCUGAGGUACGAGUAUGUCUUCCGGCUGAAAAAAGAGAUGCCGUGGCUGAACGUUGUGCUAAACGGCGGAAUCCGAGAAAUAGAGGAGAUUCAGGCUGUAAAGGGGAGGCUGGACGGCGUGAUGCUGGGAAGGAAGCCCAUGGACGACCCGAUGUUUUUUGCCGAAAUAGAGGAAAAGGUGCUGAAUAACGCACGGAUUUCCACAAUGGACGCAAUAUCCACGUAUCUGGAGCAGCUGAAGAGAAGGCCGCACGAAAGAGAGCAGUUCAUGCAGAUAGACGCGCACGCCCCCGCCAUGUACUCGACUCCAAACAGAAAGCGAGACCACGAUCCAAACGCGCUUUCAAACGUGCGGGUGCUCCCAGGCGGGGAAGUAGAGUACCUGUGCAGGCACAUAGACCUGAAGCCCAUAGAGCCAGUUCUGCACGGAAAGCGAGGCUGCAAAGAGUACAAACGAGAAAUAGCAAGACUAGCCCGGGAAAGAGUCUGUGUUUCGUCUGUUGUCCCCAUCAUACAAAAAUAUCUUGAUGGUAGUAGCCCGAACACCCCAAAUUCUGAGCAAAUAAAGUAG
Messenger RNA from Nematocida major, 1176 nucleotides. Its product is annotated as tRNA-dihydrouridine synthase A. Gene Ontology annotation, biological process: tRNA dihydrouridine synthesis. The record is from RefSeq and is a predicted model, not a curated record. Lineage: Eukaryota; Fungi; Microsporidia. Bases 1 to 1176 code for a protein of 391 amino acids. The transcript has a single exon. Gene Ontology annotation, molecular function: tRNA dihydrouridine synthase activity.